This is a messenger RNA of Cornus florida, 2246 nucleotides long. RefSeq lists its product as uncharacterized. The record is from RefSeq and is a predicted model, not a curated record. Gene Ontology annotation, molecular function: RNA binding; pseudouridine synthase activity. NCBI's taxonomy places the organism in Eukaryota, Viridiplantae, Streptophyta, Magnoliopsida, Cornales, Cornaceae. The transcript has 15 exons. Gene Ontology annotation, biological process: tRNA pseudouridine synthesis. The coding region runs from base 150 to 1838 and encodes 562 amino acids.
AAUGGCAACUUGGCAAGGUAAGAAGCGAACUUGCAAAGCUAUUUUCACUUGGUCAGUCAAAAGCUCGUUUGAGUGAACUGAUCACUCGAGUUUGAGCUUCUGAACUGCCCCGCCCAACUCUUGCGUUCUGCUAGAAUCGCAGUUUCGAGAUGGUGAGCGGGACCGACGCUCCUGCGGAGGUUAUCAACGAUCGGGACGAGGCGCACGUUAUCUCCGCCGGCGACGACGUCGUCAAGCUUCUCACCGACGCCGUCCGUACUUUGCAUCCGCAAGCGGUGAAGGACUUGCUGUCCUUGGAGGUAUGCAUUCGCUGCAUCUUCCGACUUUUUGGUGUUCGUGAAUGUAUUUACAAUUGCACCUUGCUCUCACCAUCAAUCUUGUAUUCUAUUCUUGGGAAAGCAUUGGAUUUAGAGGGAGAUUUGGUAGAUAAUAGUUCUAGAGCAAAUGAAGAUCCGAGCAAGCAACAUUCUACUAAAGAAUUGGAAAUCGAGCCAAACUUCUGUAGAAUAUGUUUAGGUAUCUUGCAGUUUGUUUAUCAUGAUGACAAGAAUAUGUUGGUGAGGAGGGAUAGUGCCCAUGACUUUGCUGUAAUAAUUGCGGAAGUAGUAAAGCAAGGAGGCCAUCAGAUUGAUAACUUUUCUCUUGAAGUCUCCGUCCCACCUAGUAUAAUAGAAAAUGAACAAGCAGUUAGGCUGUAUAUGCAAAGGAAGUACAAUUCAGAAGUUUGGUUCCGAGAAAAGUUUAUAUCAGAAUGCGUUCCUGCAAAGGAGUUCUUAAAAUUGUCUAUAGCUACUCCACUUGAAACGUUAUUGGGUGCUCAAUGUGGUCUAAGCUCUUUUCGGAUCCGUUUGACAUUCGGCCACUCUGAAGCAUCAAUAAAGGUUCCAGAUUUUGUAGAGAAAAAAGAAUGCAACAAGAGAAGGAAAACAGGUGCCAGUGAUGACUUGGGCACUGCUGGCAUAGAGUGUUCUUAUAUAUCUGCAAAUGAAAAUCAUGUCACCAAAAGGUCUCUUAAUGGGGUGCAAGAUCAUGACUUUCCUGAUUGUCUUAAACUCCAGUUGGAGAAGGUCAAUGAACCUUGCCACUUGACAUUACUUUGCUGUAGGGCCCCUAUCUACAUUGGUGGAAGAUACCUGAAGUAUUCAAGAAAUGUGAGUCAGACUCGUUGGAUUAUUGAUGAUGAAAGAAUGGGCGAAGCAUCUGUUGAGGAGAUAAUAGGUAGCAGCAUCCUUCCUAUGUGUCAGGGUGAUAAUUACAAGUUUCAUGCGGCCGGUAGAGAGGACAUCGAUGUCCGGAUGUUGGGUUCCGGUCGGCCUUUCCUGGUUGAGAUACAGAAUGCACGCCAUGUCCCUUCCGAGGUGGUCAUAAAAGAAACGGAAGGGAAAAUGAAUAUGCUGGAAAAUAAAUUAGUUAAAGUAAAAAAUCUGAGGAUGUUAGGUAACGAGGGGUGGACUAUGAUGCGUGAAGGAGAAGCAGAGAAGCAGAAACAAUAUACUGCGCUAGUGUGGAUUUCUCGGCCACUCAAGGAUGAUGACUUGCAAAGGAUAGCUUCACUGAAGGAAAUGCAAAUUUUGCAGAGAACACCAAUAAGGGUUCUUCAUCGUCGAAGUCCAUUAGAGCGGCAAAAGGUUAUACAUUGGAUGAAAAUUGAGAGAAUUACUGAAAGUUCACAAUAUUUUCUCUUGCAUCUAUGUACCCAGGCUGGAACUUAUAUCAAGGAAUUUGUCCACGGAGAUUUCGGGCGGACCCAUCCUAGCAUUGGCUCAAUUCUUGGAUGCAGGGCAGAGAUAUCGCAACUUGAUGUCACGGACGUGAAAAUGGACUGCUUCCUUGGUUGAUACGGCUGUCGAGUAUUCUAAAUAGAUGCUUUUACUUUGAGAUUGUAAGUACUUUCUACUUGCAUUUUCCUAGUAUCAGGUUGUCAAUUAGCAGAAAGAAAAGCGGAAAAACAUUUUUUAUUUUUUAUUUAAAAAAGGAGGGUUUUGUACGACCUUCUGUUCGAAUUUAAUUUUUAUUUUAUAUCUUUCUCUGUCCAUUUCAGCAUCUUAGGUUGUAGUCUAGCUAUGUUAUUUGUCAGGACUAUAUAUAUGAGAUAAUUAAUAAGUGAGAAAUUAUUCUUUUGGUAAAUGAGAAAUUAUUCUUUUGGUAAAUGAGAAAUUAUUCGAUACAUGUAAUAUUAUCCAAAUAGUCAUUAGAAAGUUAGAAAAUGAUUUUUCUCAAUUUACCAAUUUGAUAUCGUUAAAUCA